Molecule: messenger RNA, 2010 nt
Organism: Dermacentor andersoni
Lineage: Eukaryota; Metazoa; Arthropoda; Arachnida; Ixodida; Ixodidae
Source: RefSeq, a predicted model, not a curated record
GUAACAUAACCUACUAGCAACAGCAGGCAGGCAUUGGGAUUUUUCUUUAGUUAGGUCUGUUAUUAAAAUUUACAGGGACAAUAUAUGGGCAUCAUUUGAGCAAUAGGCUGUAGUUUACACACAUGUAGCACCGCAGUCACGUAUUAUUCAUUGAUCAACGUUCUUUUUGUUUUGUUUCUUUCUAUCUCUUCUUUUCAACAUCUUUUUCAUCGCCUUAUUCUCUUCUUCAGACUCACCGCUGCAGCCGUCAUAGUCAUGGCUACUCUCUACUUCACCGUCGCCAGCAAAUCCUAUGAAGGAAAUGUCAAAGCCGCGCGCGCGACUGGCAACAAGUCCCGCGUGCUGUUCUUGGAGACCGGGCACGCGUUUGAGGUCACCGGCCGCUUCUCGUGCGCCAUCGAGUCCGCGGCGAGGCACCACCCCGGUUGGGCCGUGAACGUGAUUGCCGCGGUCGAGACGGCAAACAGCACCGACGUCUGGCUGGACGGGCCUUUCAGGCAGAUGCUGGGGCGGCUCCCCAACGUGGUCUUUGAUAGCGUGCAGGUUGCUGAUAUUAUCCGCGGCACACCGCUGGGGUCGUGGAGCCUGCCGGACCCUCUCAAGGACGGCCCCGGCGUCAAUGAGCAACUCUCAAACGCGCUGCGCCUGGCGCUUCUCUACAAGCGAGGCGGCGUCUAUCUCGACAAGGACACCGUGGUCAUGCGGCCGCUCCAUGGAUUCGACGCCUGCCUAUCCCAGACGUCGCUGCGCAAGGGCGACUCGGUGAGCAACAGCUUCCUGUUCUUCAAGGCGGGCCACUCGUUCCUGCGCGACGCCAUGGAGCGCAUCGCCAGCGACCACCACCCGGGCGUCAAGUCGUCCCUGGGUCCGCCGCUGCUGCACGACGCGCUGCUCGAGCGAUGCGGCGUCGCCAGCGUGGCGCCUCUGGCCGAGGCCGGUCGCCGAUGCCGGGGCGUGCUCGUGCUGCCGUGGCACGUGCUCAUGCCGGUCGCGUACACGGCCUGGCCCUCGCUGUUCGCCGCCGAAAGCGCCGACGCGAACUCAUCGCGGUGGGAGGCGUGUCGGCACAGCCACGCCAUGUGCUUCUACGGCAAGCUGAGCGCCCGCAAGAAGGCCGAGAAGGAGUCGCCGUACUGGCGCGCGGCGUCCGAAAACUGCCCGCGCUCGCUGGAAAUCUCGGUCGACCUGGCCGGACGGUUCUGAGGCAGAGUGCGAGGACAGAUUUGCCCCCCGGUUGAAGAAGCCCGGACAUUCACGACCGCACGGAUGGCAUUUCCAACUGAUUUGUAUAUAAGGGGGCAUGUAUAGGCACACUAAUAAGUACAAACAGAGGGAGGCACGGGUAGUUGGAAGACGAAUCCCAGCUCUUGAGACAAAUAGAAAUCGAAAAAAAAAAGAACUUGCUUCGGAUGAGAUUUGCUUUUUUUGUGUGUGUGUUUCGCGGUGGCUGAUUCAUUCGCUUGCGGAAUACGUAAAUCAGUUGGACGUGCCGUCUUCGUGGUCAGUAGUGUCCGUGCCUCUUUUUGUGUGUGUGGUGCUCUUUAGCGGCCAAAUGUGUCUUUCAGCAAGUACCAAGCAGUCCAAGAAGGAGUUCUUCGUUCUCGCGCGAACGUCCUUGACACCGUUGAUAUUUUCGAUGGGUCUUUAAGCUGCUUGCGGUUUUGCAGAUGAACCAAAUGCCCUACUUGUUCAUUUUCCUGUUCUUGUUGUUACCAAAGUUCAAUUGGCUCAGUAUUACAGCCCGAGCAAGUCAACAUUUCAAUAGCGUGCUAAUGGGUUCUGGAUGCAAACCAAAGGAUAUACACGCCCAUUUUUUGUUUUGCUAUUUUGUUGUGGUUGUUGGUUCUUGCUGUUUUAGCUUUUUUUUUGGGGGGGGGGGGGGGCGACAACAUACUUAUUUAAGCCUGUUGGCUUUAUCUGCUGUGGGAAACGCGCGCAAUAACUUCCUUCCUAUUGAAGUUGGGGCGUUUAAACAUUGAGAAAUUUGCUGCGGGUUGGUGGUGUUAUGCC